AUGCAGUCCCAGCUCGUUGCUAGAACCAUCAGCCGCGCCGCCGUCGUCGGCGGGCGGCGCUGCAGGCCCGCCGCGGCGCCGCGCCCGGCGCCCCGCUGCGUGCGCGUGCGCGCCUGGGAGGAGGAGCUCGAGGAGCUGCCGCCGCUGAACCAGUGGCCCGACCCCACCUUCACCGCGGCGGUGCUGGAGGCGUUCCCCGAGCAGGGCCUGGCCAACGUGGAGGAGGCGCGCGUGCUGUACGAGAACGGCUGGACCUACCUCGACGUUCGCUCCGAGUUCGAGUGCGACGAGAGCGGCAAGGUGAAGGGCAGCGUGAACGUGCCGUUUGUGACCAUCAAGCGCGUCUACGACCCCGAGAGCCAGCAGCGCGUGAUCAAGAAGACGGAGAACAAGGACUUCAUCAAGGGUGUUGAGAAGAAGUUCCCGAACAAGAAGGCGGCCAAGCUGCUGGUGGGCUGCUCCAACGGCAAGGCCUACUCCCUUGACGUGCUCGAGCUUAAAGCGAGGUCAGCCUGA
Messenger RNA from Monoraphidium neglectum, 516 nucleotides. RefSeq lists its product as hypothetical. Gene Ontology annotation, molecular function: catalytic activity. The record is from RefSeq and is a predicted model, not a curated record. NCBI's taxonomy places the organism in Eukaryota, Viridiplantae, Chlorophyta, Chlorophyceae, Sphaeropleales, Selenastraceae. The coding region runs from base 1 to 516 and encodes 171 amino acids. The transcript has 4 exons.